Osmia bicornis bicornis is the source of this 885-nucleotide messenger RNA. RefSeq names its product signal recognition particle receptor subunit beta (gene SrpRbeta). Gene Ontology annotation, molecular function: GTP binding. The record is from RefSeq and is a predicted model, not a curated record. Lineage: Eukaryota; Metazoa; Arthropoda; Insecta; Hymenoptera; Megachilidae. Gene Ontology annotation, cellular component: Golgi apparatus. Gene Ontology annotation, biological process: protein localization to organelle; intracellular protein transport; Golgi to plasma membrane protein transport. The transcript has 4 exons. The coding region runs from base 110 to 844 and encodes 244 amino acids.
CUACCUUACACCUCGUUUAUGAUAUAUUCAUAUACAAUUACUAAUGUGAUUUUAUACAAUCCACGUAUGUCCACGAGGUGAUCUAACGUAAAUAUAGAACACUGCCACGAUGGAAAAAUAUGUAAAACCGCUAACAGAUCACAAUGUGGAUUCGCAGUUUAUGGGCAUAGUAGCUGCCGUAAUUGCCAUUAUAGUAACUAUAGUUUUGUUUGCCAUAUGGCGAAGGAGAAGGUCUAUAGGAAACAAUAUACUCUUAACUGGCCUCAGUGAUGCUGGUAAAACACUGAUAUAUGCACGUCUGCUGUGUUCCAAAUUUAUUAAAACACACACAUCUGUGAAAGAAAAUACAGGAGAUAUCAUAAUAAAUAAUCAUUCCUUGAAAAUCGUUGACAUACCGGGUCACGAGCGAUUGCGCUACAAAUAUUUUGAUCAAUUCAAGUUAUCUGCAAAGGGACUUGUCUAUGUGAUUGAUUCUGUGACUUUCCAAAAGGAUAUCCGAGACGUAGCAGAGUUUUUAUAUAAUUUACUGUCCGAUACUGGUAUACAGAAAAAGUCUGUACUUAUUUUGUGCAAUAAACAAGAUCAGACUAUGGCAAAAGGUUCUACUGUUAUAAAAGCUUUAUUGGAAAAGGAAAUAAACUUAUUACGUAUGACGAAAACAAGUCAAUUGGAAGCUACAGAUGCAUCAUCAACAAAUGUCUUUCUUGGGAAACAAGGGAAAGAUUUUGAUUUUUCCCAUUUAGAUACAAAUAUUGAAUUUGCGGAAUGCAGUGCAUUUAACAAAGAUCCGGAUACUGCUGCUGAUAUUGAACAAUUAAACAGUUGGUUAAAGAGAAUUGUAUAAAAAUGUAUGUUUUAUUUUUUCAAAUAAAUUAUUUCUUUGUA